Monascus purpureus is the source of this 1050-nucleotide messenger RNA. The record is from the annotation of a GenBank genome assembly. Lineage: Eukaryota; Fungi; Ascomycota; Eurotiomycetes; Eurotiales; Aspergillaceae.
AUGAGCCACCCAAUCCCCUUCUCCUCCCUCCAAAAAAUCCCCCUCUGCUACGCCUCCUGCAGCAUCGGCAGCGACGCCAGCGACACCCUCCCCAAAAAGCUCGAAGCCAUCUCCGCAGCGGGCUUCAAAGCCAUCGAGCUCAGCUUCCCGGACAUCGUGGACUACGCGUCACGCAUACUGGGCCAUCAAGUCGCGACGGGGAACUACGCGGAGCUGAUCACGGCGGCGGGGGAGAUCCGCAAACUGUGCGAGGCCAAUUCGCUCAAGAUACUUAUGUUGCAGCCGUUCGCGAAUUGGGAGGGGUGGCCGAAGGAUUCAGCGGAGAGGCAGGAUGCUGUUACGAGGGCGAACGGGUGGAUUGAGAUUAUGAAUGUUGUCGGGACGGAUAUGUUGCAGGUCGGAUCAACAGACGCCCCCCCGUCAAAAAUAACCUCCGACAAAGCCCAACUCGUUUCGGACCUCCGCGAACUGGCCGACAUGCUAGCAAAGCGCAACUUCCGCCUCUGCUACGAAAACUGGUGCUGGGCCACAUACGCCCCGACCUGGAAAGACGUCUGGGAGAUCGUGAAAGCCGUCGACCGCCCCAAUGUCGGUUUAUGCUUAGACACCUUCCAGACAGCGGGCGGGGAAUGGGGUGAUCCCACCACGGCCUCGGGACUAAUCGAAGACGUACCCUUCGAGGUCCUCAAGCGGAACUUUGCAUCGAGCAUGCAGGAGCUUUCUCGCACCAUCCCGCCGGAGAAGAUAUAUCUGCUUCAGAUCUCGGAUGCAUAUAAGCCCACUACCCCGAUUGAGAGGAAGGACAAGGGUGGAUUGCGGCCGCGGGGUCAAUGGAGUCAUGAUUUCCGGCCGUUUCCGUAUAAUGGGGGCUAUUUGCCUGUUGAGGAGGUGACACAAGCUGUUUUGAGAACGGGGUUUCGCGAUUGGUUUUCUGUGGAGGUUUUUGACGGGGGGCCGGAGGGGAAGGGGAAGAAGUAUGAUAUGAAUGAGUAUGCGAGGCAGGCGAUGGAGAGUACGCAGCGGUUGUUGAAGAAUUGCGCUUCGGAUUAG